Molecule: messenger RNA, 1434 nt
Organism: Lycium barbarum (goji berry)
Lineage: Eukaryota; Viridiplantae; Streptophyta; Magnoliopsida; Solanales; Solanaceae
Exons: 2
Coding region: 277-1338 (353 amino acids)
Biological process (GO): protein import into nucleus
Cellular component (GO): cytoplasm; nucleus
Molecular function (GO): nuclear import signal receptor activity
Source: RefSeq, a predicted model, not a curated record
ACCAGCUUGGGUUUUAUAUUGAUUUCUUUCAAUCUUCAGUUAGCAUAAGAGAAAACCAUUCUUAUUAACUCCAUAGCCAUCUCUCUCAAUAAUACUACUAUACUGUAAUGGAUAACAAGUUGAAAAUGGAGGCGAUUUUGGGGCCUAACUUUGAAACGUUUCUCUCCGAUAUAAUUGAGAAACGAUCGGAGGCUAAGUCCAUGUUGGAAAUGAUGAAGCAAAAGGAUCCCAACAACCUUGCUCUUAAAAUUGUUGACUUUCUCGGCUCUUCCCGAGAUGACGACAUUGAUUACUUACUUCAAAGAGGCAGCUUGUGUAGUAUUUGCUGAACUAGUUGGGAAUAUAAGUGAAACAACGGUAGCCCCUUCCGCAAAGGCUUUGCACUCACUAUUCCGUAAUACACUGAAUGAUGAUACCAUUGAUCUAGAUGUGAGGAUCGCAGCCGUGAGCGCUGUGAUCAGAUUCAUUCAGCGUAUGCCGAGUUCAAACGAAAAGGAGCGUUUCCAGGAUUUGUUGCCGGGAAUGAUGAAGACGUUGACUGACGCAUAUUUGAGCAAAGGUGAGGCUGCAGACGAGCAGGCCCUGAAACAUUUUAUAGAGUUGGCCGAGGAUGAGCCUAGGUUCUUUAGAAGUCAGCUCGUGGAUGUGGUAUCCACCAUGUUUGAGAUAACAGAGGCUGAGACAUUGGAAGAGCGGACGAGGCACUUGGCAGUUGAAUUUUUGAUAACAUUGGUUGAGGCGAAGAAGAGGGCCCCAGGCAUGAUGAAGAGGGUCCCCUUGUUUAUUAGCAGAUGUUUCGCAAUGUUAUUGAAGUUAUUACUAGAUAUUAAGGAUGACCCUGCUUGGCAUAAUGCCGAGACCCUGUUGGGUGAUACAGGGGAUACAAGUAACUACCAUGUUGGUAGGAAGUGUUUAGACCGGUUUUCUCUUGCAUUAGGAGGUAAGUCUAUUGCUUAUGUUGCCAUGGAGCAACUGUCUGCUUACUCGGAUGCGCCAGAAUGGGAGAAGCGCCAUGCAGCUCUCAUGGCACUUGCUUUUAUUGUUGAAGGCUGCUCAAAGGUGAUGAUUAAGAAUUUGGAGCAGCUGGUGACUAUUGUCCUCGAUUGUUGCCAAGAUCCUCAUCCUCGAGUUAGAUGGGCAGUUUGCUAUGCAAUUCAUGAGUUGUUGCGUCAGUUCUCUCCGCAUUUGCAAGAAAAAUACCAUAACCAAGUAUUCCUUGCAUUAGCUGCAGCUAUGGAUGAUUCUUAUCCACAAGUACAGGUUUGUCCUACCGUCUAUGAGUGCUGCAAGUUUCCUAAAAAACAAUUGCAAGCUAAAACAAGAUUAGAUUAUCAUUGAUAUAUGAAACAACCAGCCAUAAGAGCUCUAGUACUGUGCUUUUGGAGCUCUAGUAGUACAGUUGAUUAACAAAUUUUCAUAAGAAAGAUAAGUCUA